AUGUCUGCCAAUGACGAAAUCGUGAAACUCGAUGUCGGAGGCGUCAUUUUCAAGACUUCAAAGCCGACGCUCACUAAAUUCGACGGAUUCUUCAAGACAAUGUUCGAAUCGGAGGAUAAGUUGAAAGAAGACGAAAAUGGGUGCGUAUUCAUCGAUAGAGACCCGAAACACUUCCGUCUGAUUCUGAAUUUCAUGAGAGACGAAGACGUCGUUCUUCCAGAAUCCCUGAAAGAGAUUCAGGAGAUUCUGAAGGAAGCGAAGAAUUAUGAAUUGGAUGGACUCGUUAAAAUAUGCAUUGAGAAGGUGCCAACUGAAAGUGCCGCUAAACCGAAAUUUCGUCUUAUUGAAAGCGAUGUUCAGAUGAUGCAGAUUGUUACUAAUCCCGAGAAGCCAGUUCUCAUUAUCCACUACCGAAUGGAAAACUGGGAAACCGCCACUCGAUACUUCAGCAUUUCCAAUUUCCAAAAGAAAUACGAACAGUAUUUCGAUAUUUAUUUCAAAAUCGCCACAUCCAUUGGCGAUACCAAAUGGAGCUACUCGAUUCACGAUAAGGCUCCGAACAUCUUCUCGACACCAAAAUCGUGUCAAGAGAACAAUUUCUACUGGUCACUCGAGAAUAGUAUCAACCGAUUCUUCCAGUUGAGACAAUAA
This is a messenger RNA of Caenorhabditis remanei, 651 nucleotides long. RefSeq lists its product as uncharacterized. Gene Ontology annotation, molecular function: protein binding. The transcript has 4 exons. Gene Ontology annotation, biological process: protein homooligomerization. NCBI's taxonomy places the organism in Eukaryota, Metazoa, Nematoda, Chromadorea, Rhabditida, Rhabditidae. The record is from RefSeq and is a predicted model, not a curated record. The coding region runs from base 1 to 651 and encodes 216 amino acids.